AUGGUGCUUGCACCUGUUACGCUAGCGACAAAACACGGCAAAAAUAUAUCGAGUGAACUGAAGAGCACAAUCACACAGGGAAAGAUUCCUGCCAUGGAGUAUUUAGGCUGCGGUUAUGACAUUUUGUAUGGAAAUCCGUUGAUCGACGAUGGCUCACUGGUUGACCCAGGCUACCGGAAUCCGAUAAUAUCCUUUACCCUUACUCAAUAUAGAGGUAAGGCGAGGAAGGACCCCAAAUAUGCUAGUGUUCCGGGGGCAUGGAUUCGGCCUUUGGUGUCAUGCCGGCGUUCAUCUGAGAGAACGGUUGUUAAAAGCAUGAAGGACUACCAGAAGGCAUUGGCUGUAGAUUCCGAGGUUGGCUUCGGUUCCAUCGAUGACUCCGUGAAAUUCGCGUUGUCCGCCGGUUAUGCAGAAUCAGCCGGUAUCAACUUGUCUAAAACGCGUAGACUGCAUAUUCAGCGAAAUUACUGUUUCCUACUGGAAGCUGCACUACCUGUUAACGGGCAAUACGCCUUUAAGAAAUCUUUCGAGAUUGCAGUCUCACUUUUAACUCCAAAUUUCAGAACUUCAUCGGAGACUUGCACCACCAUAAGAUACUCUAUGAACCCAGAUCACCCGGAUUGCGUGGAGCACGUAAAGCCGUGGAUGAAUCUUUUCGAGUUAUUCGGCACCCAUUUUACUUACAACAUAAAAAUAGGUGGAAGACUAACUGAGUUGGAGCAGGUGAACGCGUCUAAAAGUGGGAAAAGGUCCAAUGCCCAGGCUAAAGCGAGGGCUGACAUUCAAGUUACAAAAAGUGUUGCGGCAGGUUCAGUAGGUGUUGAUGGCACGAAGAUGUCCAACAAUAGUAACAUGACCAAUGUGUCAUUUAGUUACGUCAACGUGCUAGGAGGCAGUCCGAUAGGCAAUGCCGACGACGAAGAUGAAUACUUGGCAUGGAUACACUCAAUUCCGAAUAACCCUAUGCCAAUACGCUCACAACUUGCACCGCUGUCCAAGCUGUUCCGGUCGCAGGCACUGAAGGAAGCAUAUGACGACGCGAUGGAAUUCUACAUGGCUCUCAAUGGCUUAAGAAACUAUCCAGAGAAGAAGGAAGCAACAAAGUAA
Babesia bigemina is the source of this 1107-nucleotide messenger RNA. RefSeq lists its product as hypothetical. The transcript has 6 exons. The record is from RefSeq and is a predicted model, not a curated record. Lineage: Eukaryota; Apicomplexa; Aconoidasida; Piroplasmida; Babesiidae. The coding region runs from base 1 to 1107 and encodes 368 amino acids.